AUGGGUGGAGUUGGAGGGAAAUAUACGGGUCUUGACGAAGCCGAGAAGCCGACAAGGGGGAUAUCGUCUUGCUUGGGUUUGCUCAAGGUUACGAUCCAGCAAGAUGUUGAUAGAAGCAUGAGCCGAUAUAAUAAGGGAUCGGGCAAGGCCGAUACGAUAAGAGAUCGGGGACCGCUUGGUCCCGCUCAUUGUCACACUUCAUCCUUUGAGAGGCAUACUCCCACCUGCCACUACUGUAUAUAUAUAUCGAGCGGAGAGCUCCAGGCUGCCACCAUGUUCGAUUAG
This is a messenger RNA of Ustilago hordei, 285 nucleotides long. RefSeq lists its product as uncharacterized. The transcript has a single exon. The coding region runs from base 1 to 285 and encodes 94 amino acids. The record is from RefSeq and is a predicted model, not a curated record. NCBI's taxonomy places the organism in Eukaryota, Fungi, Basidiomycota, Ustilaginomycetes, Ustilaginales, Ustilaginaceae.